Messenger RNA from Cladophialophora carrionii CBS 160.54, 870 nucleotides. RefSeq lists its product as uncharacterized. Lineage: Eukaryota; Fungi; Ascomycota; Eurotiomycetes; Chaetothyriales; Herpotrichiellaceae. The transcript has a single exon. The coding region runs from base 1 to 870 and encodes 289 amino acids. The record is from RefSeq and is a predicted model, not a curated record.
AUGCCCUACCUCGAUCGAAACGGCGUGAAAAUAUACUACCAAGUUCACGAUAGAGGCAACGACAGCGACAGGGACAGCAAUGCGGCCCCCCUCCUCCUCCUCACCCACGGCUUCUCGUCCACCUCGGCCAUGUGGGCGGCCCAGAUCCCCGCCCUGUCCCGCCAUUUCACGCUCGUAACAUGGGACAUGCGCGGGCACGGCCACUCCGACUACCCCGCCGACCCGGCCGCGUAUUCCGAGUCCCACACCGUAGAAGACAUGGCCGCGAUCUUGGACGCCGCGGCAGGCGGAGGGUCGCCCUCCAGCUCCCACACCCACGCCCCAGCUAUCGUGGGCGGCCUCUCCCUCGGCGGCUACAUGAGCCUCGCGUUCUACCGGACGUACCCGGCGCGCGUGGCCGCCUUACUCAUCAUCGACACGGGGCCCGGGUUCCGCAACGACGACGCCCGGCGCAAGUGGAACGACACGGCCGAGCAGACCGCCCGGUCGUUCGAGGUGCGUGGAUUGUCCGUCCUCGGCGGCAUGAGUGCCGAGCGCGCGGGCGUCGCGCAUCUGCAUAGGGAUGCGACGGGCCUGGCGCGCGCCGCGAGGGGCAUGCUCGCCCAGCGCGACGCGCGGGUGAUUGCGUCGUUGGGCGACGUGAAGGUGCCGAGCUUGGUUGUCGUCGGAGCGGAGGAUACGCCGUUCUUGGCGGCGAGCGAGUAUAUGGCCAGGAAGAUUCCGGGGGCGAGAAAGGUCGUCGUCCCGAAGGCCGGGCAUGCGGUUAAUAUUGAUAAUCCCGAUGGGUUUAUGGAGGCUGUGAUGCCCUUUUUGGACGAGGUCAGGCGAGAGGGAGGAGGAGCAGGAGGAGGUGAUAGGGCGAAGUUGUGA